UUCCUGUUUUAUGCUCUGCUUCUGCUUGUUCUUCGAUUCGAGAGAGCAGCGGCCAAUGUGAGGAUGGAUGCUUCCUUUUUGAUUCCGGUGAAGCGGACGGAUAACGUGGUGGUGACGGCGAAGGCUCUUCCAGCGCCGGCGAACCGACUGCCUCCGCCGCGGCCGUGGACGGUGCGAGUCUUCUGCGAUGAUAACGACGCCACAGAGUCGUCCGGCGAUGAUGAGACGCCUUGCCGGCGAGUGCGCCGGUACGUGCAGGAGAUCCAGCUCCGGCCAGAGCGCCGCGUCGGAAAGGACAAGGCGGCGAAGGUCGGCGGAGAGGCGAAGGGGAAGAAGGGUGCGGAGGCCGGAGAAGGCGGCUGGACGAGGUUUCGCGGCGUGCGGAGACGGGCAUGGGGGAAGUUUGCGGCUGAGAUUCGGGACCCGUGGCGGCGCGAACGAGUGUGGCUCGGCACGUUCAGCACCGCAGAGGAGGCGGCGCGGGCGUACGAUACAGCUGCCUUCAAGCUCCGCGGAGCGCAGGCGAUCACCAACUUCCCGCUGCCAUCGACGCCGACCCCCGCGCUCGCUCAUGACGUUCUCGCCGUCCUUUCCUGCUUCACUCCGCCGCCGGAGAAGAAGAAUCACAACAAGGACCGACCCAACUCGUCCGGCAAUGAGUCGCGUGAGAUCUGCUCUCCGACAUCCGUCCUCGGCCGCCCGCCUCCCUCCACUUCAACCCCCUCCUUGUCAUUGAAGCCGGCCGAGGAGCCGCAACCGACGGCAGCGGACUACUGCCGGUUCUUGCUCCCGGACGAAGACGGAACGUUCUACGACGACGAGUUGCUUGCCUUCUGCAACGACGACGAGUUGCCCACCGGCUACUUGCCCGACGACUUGGACGACGCGUUGCUACUCGGCGACCUCGACCUCUGUACUACCUUCGCCGCCGGCAACGAUCUAUUCUCCGAUAUCGGCGACUGGUUCCUCCCCCACCCCUCCAUCUGAGCCCGAGUCUUCAGUGGCGAUUUGGUCGCCGGUCGCCGAUUUCUCCGACAAUUUUGGAAUCAUUAAUUCAGAAUAAUAUUAGGAAUUUAAUUUUGUUUCAGGAAAAAUUAGGAUUUUUUUACAUUUCCAUCUGUUUUAA
Molecule: messenger RNA, 1126 nt
Organism: Zingiber officinale
Lineage: Eukaryota; Viridiplantae; Streptophyta; Magnoliopsida; Zingiberales; Zingiberaceae
Product: ethylene-responsive transcription factor 3-like
Exons: 2
Coding region: 64-987 (307 amino acids)
Biological process (GO): regulation of DNA-templated transcription
Molecular function (GO): DNA-binding transcription factor activity; DNA binding
Source: RefSeq, a predicted model, not a curated record